This is a messenger RNA of Erythranthe guttata (spotted monkey flower), 1374 nucleotides long. RefSeq names its product putative late blight resistance protein homolog R1A-10. Lineage: Eukaryota; Viridiplantae; Streptophyta; Magnoliopsida; Lamiales; Phrymaceae. The record is from RefSeq and is a predicted model, not a curated record.
AUGGUCAACUUGUGUGGUGCUGAAGGAUUUCUUAACCCCAGACCAAUUCAUUGCUCAGACCCAAUCGCGACUUUCGAAAAUAAUAGCUAUGGAUAUUUGAAUGAGCUUUGUUUUAAAAAUGUUAUCAUGAGCGCCAAAGAAGAACGCGGUUUUCACCUUCUUUCAUCAUUUUGGUACUUGUGUAACAAAGAAGCUCCCAAGAACAAUUUUUACUAUGCCUUGAAUUUUUGUGCUGAUGCUUUACAAGAAGAAGGUAUAAAAUACCAGCGUCGAUUGUGCAUUCGCAAUAGUGUUUUAUUUGCCAUCGAAGAUGUGCAAGACUCAAUUGCAUCUGCUUCAAAGGUACGCUCUCUCCUAUGUACCGGUCCAUAUCAUCAAUAUCCAGUACCAUUGUGUUUGGACGAUUUAAGGCUGCUCAGGGUAUUUCACGCUCGUAGUAUCAGAUUCUAUGAGUUCCCAAUGGAAGUGAUGAAACUAGUACAACUAAGAUACCUUGCCCUCGUUUACAAUGGAAACCUCCCUCCUUCCAUUUCCAAACUCUUGAACCUUCAGUGCUUGAUUGUUGAUCGACAUCUAAGCAUCGUAAAAUCUUGUGGGAAUUUAUUGCCUAUUGAAAUAUGGAAUAUGAAAGAAUUGAAGUAUCUUCAAACUACGGGAAGAGACCUACCACAUCCUUGUGACGAAGGAUCUGUUUUACCAAACCUCUUAGAACUUACUCGUGCAACUCAUCAAAGUUGUAACAAAGAUGUUCUUGAAAGAAUCCCUAAUCUAGAAAUUUUGGAUAUUCAAAUCGAAUUGGCUCUUGAUGCUUUUGAACCCUUGAGUUGCUUUGAUCAUAUUUCAUGUCUCCGUCGACUAACAUUACUAAAAUGUGUCGUUGUGAAUCCGAUAUUCAAGGCUGAGGUUGUAAUUGCCCCAUUUGUUCCUCUUUCAGACUUCCCGUCAAGUCUAACAAAGUUAAUUUUGAAAGGCUUGGGAUAUCCGUGGGAAGAAUUGAGAAAGAUUUCUUCAUUGCCAAAUCUUGUAUUUCUCUUGUUGGAAUGCUAUGCCUUUCGAGGGCCAAAGUGGGAAGUUCGUGACAACGAAUUCCAAAAGCUUUCACAUCUUCAUAUUGAAGACACUGAUCUGGAGCAAUGGAAGUUUGUGGCAUCGGAGAAUUCAUGCCUCCCUAUGAUAUAUUCUAUUAAAAUCUUACAUUGCUACAAGUUAAAAGAGAUCCCUCUCACAUUCGGAAGAUUUCUUGAAAAGAUUGAUUUAGUUGACUGCAACCCUAUGGCUGAGAAAUGUGCAAACACAUUAAAAAAGAAGUGGGACGACAAAUAUGGCGUUCAUGGACGCCGUCCGUUACUUCUUGAUGUUCGUUCUUCACUGUAA